CGUUUCCAGUAAUUUCUACGGGCAACAAAACCAGCGGCAGGAGUCGAGAGGUUUCGAGAAGCGAGCUGGUCUCACCGGUAUUAGAAACGUUUCGCCGCCUUCUCCAUUCAUUUCAGUUGAAUAUCUGUUUUAACGCCGAUUCAACAUGGCGAAGUGGGGAGAAGGAGACCCUCGCUGGAUCGUGGAGGAGAGAGCGGAUGCUACAAAUGUCAACAACUGGCAUUGGACGGAGAGGGAUGCUACAAACUGGUCAUCAGAGAAGCUGAAGGAACUACUUAUGGGGCUGCGGGUGGAGAGUGACGACGGCAUGUGUGAGAUCACAGAGUUCAGCAAGGUGGAGGGAGAGGCAUCUAUUAACAACCGGAAAGGGAAACUUAUUUUCUUCUAUGAAUGGAAUCUAAAGGCCACCUGGACAGGGACAUCAAAGUCAGGAAUCAAAUACAAGGGGAAUAUAGAAGUUCCGAACCUUUCAGAUGAAAAUGACAUGGAUGAUCUUGAUAUCAGCGUGAGUCUUUGUAAAGAUGAGCCUGAGACAACGUUGCUCUCUCUGAUGAGGAGGGAGGGAGCGGAUAAAGUUCGUUUAACACUCGCCAGCUAUGUGGACUUCCUCAAAACAGAGUUCACACAGGGCAUGAUUCUGCCUACAGCCAAUGGUGUGACAAAACAGCAGAACGCCCAGGCACCAGUUAAGUCGAACAAAACUCAGAUCAGCUCAUCCACUGCUGCUGCUCCUCCUCCCAGCACAGGGGUGAAGAUCCCCACUUGCAAGUUUUCACUAAAGGACACUUUCCUCACCUCACCAGAUGAGCUUUACAGGGUCUUUUUAAACCAAGAAGUAAGUUUUGGUCAACUGCUGUGGAACUGAGAUUGAUGAGCUGUGUAAAAAUUGAAAUUAUUUCAACUUGACACAGCGUAUUAAAACCAUGGCGCAAAGAGAGAGACGCUGCAAACGGCACGAGACGAAGGCAUAACAGUUAAACACGUCCGUCUAAAGCGUGUUUACAUAGAAAAACUAUAUAAAAGUGGUUCAGCAGAAUUGAAAAACGUCUUCUGUGUAAAAUGCACAAAAAUACAACACAAAUUGGUUUGUUUAUAUUUCGCAGUACUCAACACCUAAAAAAGCUUCUGACCUCUCCAACUCAUAUUACGUGCGAUAAAAAUUAGCCUAGUACCUAUAGAGUAGUAUUGCAUACUUUGUGUCUUCAAAGAGUGUUUAGUUUGAUCACAUUUAUAAAAGAUAGAUACAGCUGUACGAUUAUUUCUGGAAAAAUACGACCUCCUGGGGGUGUGCGGGGCGGGGGAACUAAAUCACGCGCUCACAAUACAACAUCGCAUUGAUUCACUAUAAGUUCAUGUUGUUUACAUUAUGCAUGUGCGCACCCAUUGCCAACAAAACACAGACAUAUGACUUGGUUUCACUUACCGCAUGCGGUUCAUGUCCGGCAUCUUUUGGAGCACUGGGACCACUCCAUCUAUCAGUUUCAAACGAUCUGCAAAUCCAGCUUCAUAUCCACUGUUUAUAUAACAUCCAUCCAUAAACAAACACACCUCAACUUCUCUCAGUA
Messenger RNA from Triplophysa rosa, 1565 nucleotides. RefSeq names its product activator of 90 kDa heat shock protein ATPase homolog 1-like. Gene Ontology annotation, biological process: positive regulation of ATP-dependent activity; protein folding. Gene Ontology annotation, cellular component: cytosol. Lineage: Eukaryota; Metazoa; Chordata; Actinopteri; Cypriniformes; Nemacheilidae. Bases 146 to 865 code for a protein of 239 amino acids. The record is from RefSeq and is a predicted model, not a curated record. Gene Ontology annotation, molecular function: protein-folding chaperone binding; ATPase activator activity. The transcript is spliced from 6 exons.